Molecule: messenger RNA, 2326 nt
Organism: Oncorhynchus masou masou (cherry salmon)
Lineage: Eukaryota; Metazoa; Chordata; Actinopteri; Salmoniformes; Salmonidae
Exons: 12
Coding region: 1-2055 (684 amino acids)
Molecular function (GO): microtubule binding
Source: RefSeq, a predicted model, not a curated record
AUGGUCCGGCCCACAGCUUUAGCCCCUCCCACCUCCCGGCCCGCAGCCAAUACCUGUGUCCAGCAGAGAGAGAGAGGUCUGGGAGCGUCUCAGGGAGACCAGCAGCUCCAUGUCAACAAUAGACACAGCCCGACUGGUGAGGGCCUUCGGAGCCCACAGGGUCAGAGGGCUGAAUACACAAGGUGGGUUCAACAAGGUGAGGGCCUGGGUCGGAGCCCACAGGGUCAGAGGGCUGAAUACACAAGGUGGGUUCAGCAAGGUGAGGGCCUUCGGAGCCCACGGGUCAGAGGGCUGAAUACACAAGGUGGGUUCAGCAAGGUGAGGGCCUUCGGAGCCCACAGGGUCAGAGGGCUGAAUACACAAGGUGGGUUCAGCAAGGUGAGGGCCUUCGGAGCCCACAGGGUCAGAGGGCUGAAUACACAAGGUGGGUUCAGCAAGGUGAGGGCCUUCUCGGAGGGGGUCAGAGGGCUUCGGAAUACACAAGGUGGGUUCAGCAAGGUGAGGGCCUUCGGAGCCCACAGGGUCAGAGGGCUGAAUACACAAGGUGGGUUCAGCAAGGUGAGGGCCUUCGGAGCCCACAGGGUCAGAGGGCUGAAUACACAAGGUGGGUUCAGCAAGGUGAGGGCCUUCGGAGCCCACAGGGUCAGAGGGCUGAAUACACAAGGUGGGUUCAGCAAGGUGAGGGCCUUCGGAGCCCACAGGGUCAGAGGGCUGAAUACACAAGGUGGGUUCAGCAAGGUGAGGGCCUUCGGAGCCCACAGGGUCAGAGAGCUGAAUACACAAGGUGGGUUCAACAAGGUGAGGGCCUUCGGAGCCCACAGGGUCAGAGGGCUGAAUACACAAGGGACCAGCCACAGGACCAGCCACAGCCUUAGUAAACUGUACAGCACCAUCCUCCAGCAGAGGCAGAGCAAGGAGCAGAGGAGAGGGAGGCCCAGAGAGACUCCUCAUAUCCCCCCAGUCCCCUCAGAGUCUACUGGCACUGAUAACUCUGUAAUUCCAGCUGACUCUGCAUCUUCAACCAGCACCUACACCCUCCCCUCGCAUCGUGGCCCCUCCCACUCCAAGAAGGCAGUCAAACAUGUCAACAAAGGCGUACAGGCAGGGGACCUGGAGAUUGUGAGUAACGGAACACGUCGCCACACCCGAGACGUCGGCACAACGUUCCCCUCGCCAGGCUCAGCCAGGGGUGCCAGGGUGCUCCCCUCCUCACACUCUGGUAGCAAGAGGGGUAGAGCGGGGGACAGGAGCCCUCCUAAAACGCAGAGGAAGAGGAAGAUGAGCCAACCCUCUGCCAGGCCCUACUACCCUCAAGGUGUAUCAUGGUACAUCCCUGCUGAGGACCUGAGAGCUGAGGGCAGGAAGGAGAACAGGCCGGAGCAGCAGCCCCUCCAGGGCCCCGCCUGGUUUGAACCCUACAGCAGAACCACCCGGCCCUGGAGAGAACCACUCAGACAGAGACAAAUACAGGACAGGGAAAGACUGACAGACAGACUACAGACCAAUCAGCUGGAGGCUGACCGCGACAGACCCAGUGAGAGGCAGCUAAUCAAGCACAGCAUCAUCACCCCUCCUGGGCCUGAACCCACUGGCAACGCCCCUGCCGCCCUGGUCCGCAUCUCUCUCCAGGAGGCUCUGGAGCUGCGCCGGCCAGAGUUUGUGUCUCGGUCUCGGGAGAGGGUGAAGCGUCUGGUGCUGCAGGGCGAGGAGAGGAAGCUGCAGGUCGUCUUCAGCAGAGAGAGAAACGAGCUCUUCAACCAACCCAGAAGACCAGGGCGACUGGCCCAACCUGCAGGCACGGCGGUGUUUCAGAGAGCCGUUCCCAAGAAGGAGAUGGUGCAGCGAUCUAAACAACGGUCAGGCCUUGAACAGGAAGCAGGCUCUAACAACAGGGGGGCCAGGAGGAGGAGGAUCUAUGAGCAGCUGCCAGAGGUGCAGAGGAGGAGAGAGGAGGAGAAGAGGAGAGAGGAGUACCGCUCUUACAGACUCAAUGCUCAGCUCUACAACAAGAGAAUCACCAACAGAGUCCUGGGCAGACAAACACCCUGGCAGUGAGCGCCACACCCAGGAGGACUUUUCCACUUGAUUCCGUGUACGUGUGCUGUGGAAUAAAAUACAAUGUAGUUCAAUUGUUUACAUUUUUGAACAUUUUAUUCCGAUCUGCAAGCUUCCAUUUUGUUCACCUUUUUAAACACAUUAUGAAGUGAAAAGUAAAUAAUUUGUCUGUUUCUAAAGAGACAGGGUCAUAAUUGGUGUGCAUUUAAAUACUUAUUAUUAUAGUUUUUUUAAUGAGGAAAAUAUAAAUAAACAUGCUUUCUACACUCUA